CAACUCUCUCUCUCUCUCUUCAAAAAAAAAAAAAAAAAAGCUUUUUUGGGUUCUCCAAAGAAGGGCAAAUCCUCCAUAUCCUUUCUCUUGUUUUUGCCGUAUAGAUCGAGGAAGGAGAGGUUUUUAAAAAAAAAAAAAAAAAAAAAGUGGCUUAGUUUGAAGUGGAAAAGAGCCUUUUUUGAUCAAUUUGAAGGAGGUUUUAGAACAAAGUUGCUUAGUUUCUUUUUCUGGGUUCAGAGCUCACCUGAAUGGCACAACAUGCUCAUGUUCCUAAAUUUGGCAAUUGGGAAAACGAUGGUAAUGUUCCUUACACGCAAUAUUUCGACAAUGCGCGCAAGGGUCGAACAGGAGGGAAGCUAAUCAAUCCCAAUGAUCCUACCGAAAACCCAGAAGCAUUUUCUGCUGACAUACCAUCGAGGACCAGCGAAGAUGACCUCCGCCGUCAUGAUGCCACCGCUCAGAAACCUUCCGCAGGGUCGUCACUUCAUCGAAAAGCCGGCCAUGUAAGUGGUGGCCCCGAGCAGAGUAUUGAGCGAUCUCCCCUUCACCCCCGUCAGCAAGCGAGAGCCGCGAGCAAAGGCGGAGUGUCCUCCCCUUCUUGGGAAAGAAAAGAUUCGUCAGACGGUGCCCAGGGGCUCACUUCGGGCAGCGCCGGUAGAGCCAGGAUGAGGACGGGUGGCCGAGACGAUGAAACUCCUGAGAGAGGAGGAUCAUCUGUGCCGAAAUUCGGUGACUGGGACGAGAAGGAUCCUUCUUCGGCUGAUGGGUACACCCACAUAUUUAACAAAGUGAGGUUGGAGAAACAAUCUGGCUCGGGAAAUGCUCCGAACAUUGCCAACGACGCAGCGCAUCGUAAUGGCUCCCAAAGAGAUGGCAAUGAGCCUUCGAGCUGCUCGUGCUUCGGUUGGUGCAAGUGAUGGAUAUCUUCGAAGAACUACAUGAAGACCUGCAACUGUGUAUUGGAGGAUCUCUCCUUUUCCUGCCACUCUUGUUUAUCUGCAUUCUCUGAUGGUUGUUGUUGUUAUUAUUAUUAUUAUUAUUACUACUUUCAAAGAUGUCUGUGUGGAUAUAUUCUUUACAUAAUAUAUUUCUGCUUCAUUGUACCAAACACUUGUUUGAUAUGUAAAGAUGUCUUGAGAUAUUUAUUUUAUAUAUAA
Messenger RNA from Ananas comosus (pineapple), 1157 nucleotides. Its product is annotated as RPM1-interacting protein 4-like. Lineage: Eukaryota; Viridiplantae; Streptophyta; Magnoliopsida; Poales; Bromeliaceae. The record is from RefSeq and is a predicted model, not a curated record. Bases 249 to 917 code for a protein of 222 amino acids. The transcript is spliced from 4 exons.